CCUCCAGUACUGAAUAGUGAAUGCUWUUGAAAUCACAACGCACUCGUAAGGUGUCAUCUGUCAUCUCCAUGCGAAAUGCUCGCUACCGGUACCAGUAAGUGCCGGUAUGUACCCGUAGCGUACAACAUCAUGUGAUACAGUGUGUUUACAUAACGGUACGGUAUGUCUCUUUUUGUUUUUAGUCUUGUUUUUUCGUAGCGAGAUAGAGGAGCAUUGAACAUCCCAUGACUGGCUGAUUCUACAGUACAUACUCGUACUAUUGUACAGUAUUUGAACGCAAGAGACCGCUUGUAGAGAACCUUUAGGUAUUUGAACGCACGGGGCAUCCCCAUCCCUUCAGAUGCUCCAGAAGUUCGAGAGCUCUAAACCAUAAGGCUCUUUGGUUACUCUUUGGUUACUGAAUCUUACCGGUACAUCCACUCGUUGCACAAAAAAUACUUAUCCUACAAAGCGAGACAACCUAAAAAUGGGAGCAGGACGAGAGGAUGAAGAGAUCACCGAUCUUCUCACGAAGUUGUAUACUAUACAGGAGGAUAUCGGCGCGAAGCCGAAGACCUCUGAAGAUGAAAAGCGGGCGAAAGCCAACAACACGGCCAAAAUGGGAUCUUCGAAGAAAGCGGAGAAGAAAGGAUCUAAGUUUUUGGAGUUAAAAUCGACCAUUGUUGAUCGUUUGAAGACUAUCCACCAACUUUUGAAAGAUACUAAGAAACUCGAGGGAGCGGGAUACGGAGGCGACAACGCAAAAGAUAUCAUCAAGAUGCAAGCAGAAACUCGCGAAAAUAUUCGACAGGCAACAGACGAAUGGAGAGAAUUAGAAGCUAUUUAUAAGAAAGAAGCACGCAAGAAGAAGAGCAAAUUCACCCCUGAAGAACUAGAGGUUCAAUCGGAACUGACCAAACGCCUCUACGCUGAGAUUGAAAAGGUUAAGGACGCACAAAUGAAAGGAUACGCUCGAAGCCGUACCCCCGAUGCUGCUGCUGCCCUAAACACAAAGGCGCUGGCGUAUAAUCCGUCCGGUUCUUAUGGUGGCAAGAAGCCGUCUUGGGGCGGCACCGGUGGAGGGGUGGCACUUACCGGUGAUCAGCAACAGCAGAUUAUGCAAAUAGAGGAACGCGAUGCCGAUUUUGAUUUACAGCUUGAUGAAAUCGGUGAGGGGAUUCAAGACUUGGCGGAAAUCGCUCAGCAACAAGGCGAAGAAGUUCGUCUCCAAAAUCAAAUGCUGGACAARGUGGAUAAAAAGCUCGAUAAGAAUCUUGAGAGAAUGACCACUGUGAACGCUAGAAUGAAGGAAACUCUUGAGCAAGUCGGGCGCUCCGGAGACAAAAUCAUGGUAGACAUCAUGUGCAUUGUCUUGGCAAUAGGAUUUGCAGCAGUCAUUUGGAACUUUUCCAAGGUAAGUUUUCACGCAGUAGUAGUGUCUUGGAACCUAUUCCUUCGACAUGAUUUGACGUUCACCACAAUUUUAACACCGUUCUGGUCUUGCUGCCCGCUUUCACAGAAAUAACUAGGUCUGAUUGAAAUCGAGAGACCAAAAUCUGGAACAUGCGAAAAGAAUCGUACACAAUGCAGCCUAUGCUCUAUUUUAAUAGCGUUCAUUGUGAACGUCAGCGCCAUGAACGACUUUUUUAUCGAUGCAUCAGAAGUCACUUUUUAUGCCAWUAAAAUAAAUACACAAAACAUUG
This is a messenger RNA of Pseudo-nitzschia multistriata, 1682 nucleotides long. Lineage: Eukaryota; Bacillariophyta; Bacillariophyceae; Bacillariales; Bacillariaceae. The record is from the annotation of a GenBank genome assembly.